Molecule: messenger RNA, 1430 nt
Organism: Lotus japonicus
Lineage: Eukaryota; Viridiplantae; Streptophyta; Magnoliopsida; Fabales; Fabaceae
Exons: 2
Coding region: 38-646 (202 amino acids)
Source: RefSeq, a predicted model, not a curated record
CGGAAGGAAUGAUGAAGCUAUCGCUGAGGCAUUGGCAAUGAUGGCUAGCGCCAUUGGGCAAGGUCAGCAAGCGAACCUUGGGAACCAUAAUCAGGAUGAAUUUUGUGCUUUGGGAAAGUUUCAGAGGAACAAUCCGCCAACCUUUGAAGGAGCAUACGACCCUGACAAAGCACAGGCAUGGCUGAAAGCAAUUGAGAAGAUCUUUCGAGUCAUGAAUUGUACUGACGCGCAAAAGGUGCACUUUGGCACCCAUAUGCUUGAGAAAGAAGCUGAAGAUUGGUGGGACAACACUGUUCAGAGGUUUGAAGGUGAUGGGAUGGAGAUUACUUGGGAUCUUUUCAAGGGUGCAUUUCUGGAGAAGUACUAUCCAGAAGAUGUGUGUGGAAAGAAGGAAAUUGAGUUUCUUGAACUGAAGCAGGGUAAUGGAACCGUGGCGGAGUAUGCUACAAAGUUUGAGGAAUUGAUUAAGUUUUGUCCCCACUACAAUACUGCCGAAGCUGAGAGAUCUAAGUGUAACAAGUUUGUGAAUGGUUUGAGACCUGAGAUCAAGAAGGUUGUGGGAUAUCAACAGAUUAUCCGAUUUUCUGACCUGGUUAACAGGAGUAGGAUAUAUGAUGAGGAUAGCAGGGAAAGUGCUGCUCACUAGAAGUCUUUGAAAGAGAAGAAAGAAAAGGGGCAAUUCAGAGGGAAACCGUAUGGGAAUCCUGCUGAUAUGGGUAAACAAGAAGCUGGUCAUGACAAGAAGCCGAGUGGGGGAGGAGCUCCUAAUCCGGUUAGGUGCUACAAGUGUGGUGUUGAAGGACAUCGUUCUCCUGAAUGUCCCAAUUCAGAAGCAACAUGAUUUAAGUGUGGCAAGCUGGGCCACAAAUCCUUUGAGUGCCUAGAAGGUAAAACUGUGGCAUGCUACAGAUGUGGAGAGCAAGGUCACAUCAGUACUAAUUGUGACAAACCCAAGAAGGAUCCUGCAAGGGGGAAGGUGUUUGCUUUAUCUGGUGCUGAGACUACUGCUGAGGAUAGACUAAUUCGAAGUAAUCAGGAGGAGUAGUCUAUAGCCUUUAUUUCGAGUUGGAGUCUUUGCUCUGAUACGUAGCACUCGGGGGGGAAAUGGACGCUUGUUUUCCUUCUGUUAUAAUUUGAAUUAAGUUGUUAUUUGAGAAGUUGUUUCUGUUUUAAGUUGUGGGCAAGAUACUAUGUUUUCUUUAAGUUUUAAAGACAUUGGAUUCGCUGCAUAACUAUUUGUCAAAGUGAACUAGUUCAAAGACUAAUUAACUGUCACAAGAGCAUCUAAGUUUAUUUAUGAGUUCAUCUCAAAGUUUAUGUGCUAUGUAUCUGUUACAAGAGCAUUAUGUUAAUGUUUUAAGUGAUUAUGUAAUGCCUCAUGAGUGUUAAAAUUUUUAUCACUCUGAUAUUUGCAAUACAUAUGCCGUUUA